GGAAGCAGACCGCUGGGUGAUGAGUUAAACGUGUGCGUGCAGUGCAGAGGGAUGUUUCAUAGGUAGAAUGAAUUUUAAUGUUGUAAUUUAAUUAAAAGGACUAGCUAACUUACACCAUGUCCCUAGAAGACGGUAAAAAAUUGGAACUGCUGCAGUUGAUUUACAGUUAUCUUAGCAAAAACGGUUAUCACAAAGCAGCUAAGAAGCUUAAACUGCCCAGCAGUCAGCCCCUCCUAUUUGAGCACGUGGUAUCUCUGCAGGACAUCUACUCGUUCUGGGCAAAUGCUCCUGAAAAUGUUAAAAAAAGAAAGUUAAAGGAAGGUGAACUUUCACCAAGCAAGAAAGCUCAUGUGUGUGAUCCCAAAAGCAGCUCUGAAACCUCAGGAGAUGAGGAAGAGGAGAAGGACACCGCACAUACUAAGAAGACCUCAAAGGAAGGUGCCAGGGUUGUUGGGAAAACCGCACCCACUCAAGGUUUGGGGAAGAAAUUGAAACACAGCAGUAAGGCCUCAGAUGUAGACUCCUCCUCGGAAGAUGAUCUAUCUGAAAAGGUAAAAGUUUCAGCUUCAGAUGCCAAACCUGUUUCAUUAAAAUCAUCUCCAGCCUCCACCUCCAAAACUACUUUGAACAAAUCUACCCCAGCAAAGGUUUCCACCGUAGCCUCCAGCAAGUCUGGUUUACUUACUAAAACCUCCAACGUUCCUGUAAAAAAGCCUACUGAGUGCAGUAAGAAGGCGGAAAGCUCCGAGAGUGAUAGCACCGAUUCAGAAAGUGAAGAGGAAGCACAAGCAGUUAAAGGGGCUGGUUCUACAGCAACCAAAACAAAGCCUAUUGGCACGUUAAAAGGCAGUAGUGUGACAGAAUCCUUUGAGUCACCAGUCAGAACAACACCUGGCCUCAGUAAAGUCUCUUCUUCUGCGAAACAGAUAAAUCUUGUCACAAAAAAGAAAGGAGAGACUUCGAGAAGUGAAUCUUUGGAGAGUGAAGAUGAGCGGCUAGCAUGGAACAUUUCGUCUAUACCAAAGCUCCAUUUACAGUCGAGAACACCAAAUAAAGAAGUCAACAGCAAUUUGGUGGCAAAAAGUCUCUCUUUCCUGCCCACCCCAAAACAAGCUACGCAAAGUCAAACAGCACUGAAGAGUACAGCGAAAAAGAAGAAAAGCUCCAAAACAGAUGACAGCAAUUCUUCAAAAAGUGAUGACAACGCACCAGUAAAAAAAUGUUUGUCUGUGUCAAAGGGACGACAAACCCUUGUGGAGUCUUCGCCUAAACAAGUCUCAAUUAAAAAGACCCCGUUGGUUUCAGGCAAGUCUACAAAACCAAAUCCUGUGCAGGCAAGUGAUGAAGGUAGCUCUGAUAGUGAUAGCAGUAACUCUUCACAAAGUUCCCGAAAACAUUUAGGUAAUUCAAAAGCCAGUUCUCAUCCUGAAAUUAAUACUAAACAGAGCUCUGCUAAGAAAGCAACAUUUGACACACCUGCUAAACAAAGCCCCAGUGUGACAAAAACGCCCCUAAAAGCGGCUGUGGUGAAAAACGGAGACAGUUCAGAUAGUGACAGUAAUGAUGAAUCCAAUAGUGAAGUUGAGACGCCAUUACAAUUAUUGAAUAAACCGUCAAACAGCAAAAUAAAGGGAAAAAAUGCUGCUUCUUUAGCCUCAAAAAAAUGUACUCCAAAUCCAUCCCAGACCUCUGAGAAGACGGCAGGCAGGGGCAGGAAGAAAGAGCAAGAAGAGGAAAAAGGCUCAGACAGUGACAGCAGCAACUCCUCGGACAGUAUUACAAAGCUGUCCCUGCAGGUUGCGUUAAACGUCAGCCCCUCAACCCCUACUUCUGAGGUAAAACAGAGCCGCUCAGGAAGUGUUUCUAAAUUGACAGCCUCUGAAUCAAACAAUGACAGUGAUGACCCAAGCAAGGAAGAUGAAAACUCCCAGAUGUUAUUUCAGUCAGAAGUAAAAUCUGCCGCUCAUUCAAAAACCUUAAAGAGUGUCCAACCUUCCCCAAGAAGCGAUUCAAAGGUAGCACAAGCAGAGACGCUGAAUGCAAACCAGGCCAGAGCUGUUACGAAGAUUACAUCUAAAAACAAGACUGUUGCAAAAUCUGCUGGUGCAAAGAAGGUGGACUUGUUUACCACUGCAGAAUGUGAAAGGAAUUCGGAGAGUGAUGACUUUAAAGAAUUGUACAGUGAGUCUCCACAGGUUCUGCAGGAAAAGCGAGAAUUGGUUGCAAGAAUCCUGAAGCAGCAUAAGAUGGAAAUUAGGGCUCUGCUUUCAAAGGAUAAAAAAACAAAAUCUGGGUCAAAAGCCAGUGUUGCCCACACAGCAAUCAAAAAUAAACCGUCCACCAAGCCUGUAAGGCCGCUGGAGAAGAAUGGCAGCUCAGUAAGCGACAGCAUCAUCACUGACAUUAAAAAAGUUGCAACAUCAAAAAGGAAAUACUCAGAUACUGACUCAUCAGAAGACAACGUUUUCCCAUCACCUCCACUUCCCGUGACACAGAAGUCACACAUAAAGGUAACUAAAAAGAAACUGCCUUCAAAAAAAGGGAACAACCUUGUUAAAAUAAAUGACAGCGGAGCUAAAAAUGAUCUUUCUGUCCAGGAAGGAGUCUCUUUUGUGAAGAGCAAGCUAUCAGCUGGCAAUGACUCUCAGCAUGUUGAAACCAAAAAGAACAAAAAAGAAGCAUCUCAGUUUAGCCAAUCAAAAGAAUCCUCACUGGAGGAAGUAAGGGAGAGGAAAAGAAAGGCACCCGCUUCAUCCAAUGAAAAAAAAUCUUCAGGGAAAAAAGACAAGAAAGGCAAAGAUAAGACUGGUAAACUGGUCAAGAAGUUGAAGCUGGCAAGUGAAGAUAAUUCUUCUCUAAUGCAUUUAUCAAAAAAGCCCAGUCCUGCUGCAGAAAAGGAAAGAGUGGUGCUAUCCAGAGAGAGUGACUUAUCUGACGAGAGUGCUUUUGAGUCAACCCCUACCACCAUCACACAGAAAUCAAGCUCGAAGAAAUCAGAAAAGAAACUACCCAUAAAGAAAGGAGGAGAUGUUGAUAAAGCAAAUGGAAACAGGACUAAAAAAUAUGUCUCUGUCCAGGACUUAUUGUCUUUAGGUAAUCACCAACUGUCAUAUUCUAACAGUGAUUCUGAUGAUGCAGAAGAUACUACUGCCAUCAAAGCACUCUUAGGUAAGAAGGCAUCUUCAGUAGCAAAGCCCCCUGAAGAGUCCUCAUUUGAUGAAGGGGAAGAGAAUGCUCUUUCAGGGGUGAAGAAGUCUUCAGGGAAAAAAGAAAAGAAAGAUAAAGAGGAGACAGAGAAGAAGCCAAAGCAGGCCAAGAAACUGCAGCGGAUGAGUGAUGCUACAUCCUCCAUAACACAUUCAUCAAAAAAGUCCAGUCCUGCUCCAGAGAAGGAAGAUAAUGUCCUGCCUAAAAAAAAACUUAAGAAGAAAAAAAAGAUAAAGGCAACACCUUACCCUUCUGCUCUGAAAGCGGCACGUGACUCGCCAGCUUUAGUAGGUGCUAGUCCUGUACUUAGCCUGGGAAAACAUAAAAAGAAAAAGAAAUCCUCAAAGAGCAAAUUGGAGGACUCCAUUUAAUUUCAAUUGCAGGUACAAUUAUGAUAUGUGAUUGCAACAUUGGCUGUGACAGAAGCCUCAAACAUUAUCACUCUAUUUUGUAAUGUUUUAUUUUAUUUUAUAUGUGGUAAUAUUUUUCACAGGUGAAGAUUUAAAGCAUGUUAAAAUGUAUCCAUUUCAUUUUAAUAUCUUGAUACUUUUGUUUACCCAAUUUUGCAAGUACAUAGAUAAUAUUUAGCAACUGUUAUGUACAUUUGUUACAUUAGACAUUAUUAGGAAAUGUCAAAAAUCUGUAGAUUUGUACUAAAAAGUGCCUUCCUAUCAAUUUUACAUCCUGUAUUUAACAUCAUGAGUUUGUCACAAGAUGAUAGUCAAGAUAUAUUUAACAAAGUUGUCAUUGUCUAUUUUUAUAAAUAAGUUAAUAAAUAUGGUACUUUGGUAAUACAUUUUGAUCUGUGAUGGCCUUGCGCCCCUUGCCUUAUAUGCUUUGCUCAGGAAUCCAGACUAGAAAGAAGCAGGCAUAGAAAGUGGACAGACGUUACAAAGUGCCACAUCAGAGAGCUUUGGCCACAGUUUGUUUCGUCUUCUGUGUGGGCUUGUAAUGUUCCCCUGUUUGUGUGUAUGAAUUGCCUGCAAGUACUCAGAUUGUUUUCUUCCAUGACUUAUAAGGCAUAUUGCUAGGUCAU
Molecule: messenger RNA, 4243 nt
Organism: Polypterus senegalus (gray bichir)
Lineage: Eukaryota; Metazoa; Chordata; Cladistia; Polypteriformes; Polypteridae
Product: dentin sialophosphoprotein-like
Exons: 20
Coding region: 117-3578 (1153 amino acids)
Molecular function (GO): protein binding
Source: RefSeq, a predicted model, not a curated record